Messenger RNA from Pollicipes pollicipes, 836 nucleotides. RefSeq lists its product as uncharacterized. The coding region runs from base 98 to 478 and encodes 126 amino acids. The record is from RefSeq and is a predicted model, not a curated record. The transcript is spliced from 4 exons. Lineage: Eukaryota; Metazoa; Arthropoda; Thecostraca; Pollicipedomorpha; Pollicipedidae.
CGGCGUCAAGAACGAGCUGCGCGGCCACAAAGGGCUCUGCAACUUCAAGGACUGCUCCUGCUCCAGGUGCGUCCUGGUGCGAGAGCGGCAGGCGAUCAUGGCGCGCCAGGUGGCGCUGACCAGGAUACAGCAGCAGCAGGAGCGGUCCGGAAAGGUCCUACUGACACCACCUGUUAAUGUGGUACCAACGCAGCAGGAGACGACCGGUGACGAGUGCAUCGCGCUGAACCUGACCAAGCCAGAGAUGGCGCUGUCUGGCAGCAGCAGCCCGGCGCCGACGGCCAGCCGGGACCAGGUGGAACGCUCACUGCUCUGGGCGGCCGACAUCUGCCGCGUUUACCCGCAGGUGUUCUCCCUCAUCUACAUCAUCUUCAGGGAGAGCAACAGCCCGGCGGAGGCUCUCGCCUGGUUCAGAAACCUGAUCCAAAGGAGCAUGGACAAGAGAUCAAGUAUUUGGCAGCCAUGGAACCUGGCUUAGGUCUGCGUUACACACUGCCGAACCGCUGAGGCGACAUUUCUGGUUCGUGCUGUGAUGAUAUUCACUCGCUGCGGCCUUUAGGAUGGCAGCGGAGCAGGUUGUGAGGAAUUCGAGUCGUUUUCCUGGAAUGUGAUCACAAAAGAGCUAUAUGAGUCGGCUUUAGGCUGUAUGAGGAGUAUUAUAAUGCAUUGGGUGGCACAAGCAAUGCUGAUAACGGCCUAGUUAAACUGCUCUUCCUUUGGACUAUGUUGAUAACACCCUUGCUGACCGCCCGCUCUUUUCUGAGAGACUUCAUCUGAAUGCUCGCAUCAUAUCGUGCGCAAAAUUCGGGCUUGGAAUAAAUAAAGCUGGUCGUUUC